Molecule: messenger RNA, 1415 nt
Organism: Funneliformis mosseae
Lineage: Eukaryota; Fungi; Glomeromycota; Glomeromycetes; Glomerales; Glomeraceae
Source: the annotation of a GenBank genome assembly
UGUUACUAGUCAAAUUCAAAUCGAAGCAUAUAAAAAGUUUAGCUUAGUAUCUCUUCUUUUACUUGGAAAGAUAGCUCCCCUUCCCAAAUACACUGCUAGUGUAGUUUAUCGUUCAGCAAAAAACCAAUGUCAAGCUUAUCAAGAUUAUGCAUCUGCUUUUGAGAGCUUAAACGUAAAACGGCUGCGGAACGAGUUCACCAAAUGGACUGACAUUUUUAGAAAGGAUAAAAAUCUUGGUUUAGCUAAACAAACUCUCAGUGCAAUUUAUCGACGAAAUAUUCAACAAUUGACUCAAACUUAUUUGACAUUGUCAUUGGCCGAUAUUGCUGAUGCAGUGGGAUUAGAGGGACGUGAUGCACCAAAAAUAGCCGAGAAUUACGUCUUAAGAAUGAUCGAAUCUCGUGAGAUAUUUGCUACUAUUAGUCAUUCUCAUCAGAAUGGAAUGGUAUCCUUCCACGACAACCCUGAUCGUUAUGAUACAUCACUCACGAUUACUCAACUUGAGGAACAAAUAAACAAAUCUACCACUGUGAGCGAACGUGUCAUUAAAACCGAUAGGCUUGUGGGAUGUAGUAAAGAAUACCUUACAAAGAGCCAACAUAUGCUUACUACAGGAGGAGCAAUCCCAGGUGGACUUGGUCCUGGUGAUGAUCCUGAUUUCUUGGGAGGCAGUGGUGGUUUUGAGCAUUUCAUUGAUGAUGUCGAAGGAAAAAUUAUUUAUCAGGAUGAAACUAAUUUACUCUUCUCUUUUCAUAAAAUUCCAUUCCAAAUAACGUUAGGGAAUGCGUCUGGAAAUCAAGAUCGCGUAAAAUGUGUAGAUUUCCAUCCGACAGAACCAUGGUUACUUGCAAGUUUAUAUAAUGGUAAUGUAUACAUUUGGAAUUAUGAAACACAGGCUCUGGUAAAAACUUUUGAGGUUACGGACGUGCCUGUUCGUGCUGCCAAAUUUAUCGCUCGCAAGAAUUGGUUAAUUACCGGAUCUGAUGAUAUGCAAAUACGGGUUUUUAAUUAUAAUACACACGAAAAAAUUACAACAUUCGAGGCUCAUCCAGAUUAUAUUCGAUGCAUUGCAAUACAUCCUACUCAACCUUUUGUCUUGACCGGUUCAGAUGAUAUGACAGUUAAAUUAUGGGAUUGGGAGAAAGGAUGGAAGAAUAUUCAGAUAUUUGAAGGACAUACGCAUUAUGUCAUGAACAUUAAUUUUAAUCCCAAAGACUCGAAUACAUUUGCUUCAGCUUGUUUGGAUCGUACAAUUAAAGUAUGGUCUAUUGGUUCCACUUUAGCGAAUUUCACACUUGAGGGUCAUGAAAAAGGAGUGAAUUGGGUUGAAUAUUAUCAUGGUGGCGAAAAACCAUAUCUAGUAUCCGCUGCUGAUGAUAAGCUUGUUAAGAUUUGGGAUUAUCAAAACAAAACCU